AAACCCGAUAUCAUUGCAUUAGAAGCAACUGAUAUCGACUAUAUCUCAUCUUUUGACUUUAAAUACAAUAAUAUACCUGAAACUCCACUAUCAACUACUUCAAAAUCUCAUUCGGAUAUUACUUCAAUAGCUGAUGAGUUCAGAUCCACCUCACAAACUCCUAAUAAACGUCGAAGGUCGACGCAUACUUCUACAAGCCAAGCCAUGUGCCCGCCCUUACCUGUAACAUCACAAAAGCUAAAUUCUUUUGAUGCUAAUACCGAAAUCACCUCUAGUGGAAAAGGAAAAAAAAAAUUAUCGGAUUUGGCACUAGAUUCUCUUAAUCUAGGUCUUGAAAGUGUUGAAAAUUGGGUUGAAAUUGAGACUAAAUGGGUUGAAUUUGAUGACAGUGAAUGUUAUGAUCUUCUUAGAGCUUUUUCGCAUUUGUCUCUUACAAGACAUCCUAACAAACCAACUCAUAUCGCAGUUUGUGCAUCAUGCAAAACUACGGCAAAACGUCGUUCUGCUCCAUUAUUAUCUCCAAUUCCAGAAGAACUGGCUAAUGUCCCAAUGUACUAUCGUCGAUGGCUUUCUCCAAUUCAUCUGAGUUGUUCAUUAGGCCGUGCAGAGCGUGCAAAUCAAUUUACGCAUUACCGUCAUCUUACUGGUGAAUUUGAACGUAACAUUAUUCGUGCUGACCUGCCCGAUCCUCAAUCUGAGUCAGUUCUCUACAACUUAGUACGCACUCAUCAAAUUCAUCGAUGUCGUCCAGAUAAAUGUAAUGGUCCACCACUUCCUGGAGAGCAAUGUCAUAAAAAAUUUCCGGCUCCUUUAUCAAAUUGUACCUAUUUUGACCCUUCUUCAUUAC
Messenger RNA from Racocetra fulgida, 847 nucleotides. The record is from the annotation of a GenBank genome assembly. NCBI's taxonomy places the organism in Eukaryota, Fungi, Glomeromycota, Glomeromycetes, Diversisporales, Gigasporaceae.